Messenger RNA from Anneissia japonica, 1996 nucleotides. RefSeq names its product serine/arginine-rich splicing factor 3-like. The record is from RefSeq and is a predicted model, not a curated record. Gene Ontology annotation, cellular component: nuclear speck. Gene Ontology annotation, biological process: mRNA splicing, via spliceosome. Gene Ontology annotation, molecular function: RNA binding. Bases 127 to 762 code for a protein of 211 amino acids. The transcript is spliced from 6 exons. NCBI's taxonomy places the organism in Eukaryota, Metazoa, Echinodermata, Crinoidea, Comatulida, Comatulidae.
UGUUAACUAUAUGUAAGGGUAUUGUUUACUUGGUAGUAAUCUGCAAUACAUACAUUACUAUAUAGUUUAGACUUUGUUCUCUCAACAAAAAAAAAAAACACAUCAAUCAACUCAAAAGCACUAGCAAUGAGGAUGAGCUACUCCCACCAUAGAGACUUAGGAACGUUGGAUUGCAAAGUGUAUGUAGGAGAGUUGGGAUCAGGGGCAGCGAAACAUGAGUUAGAACGUUCAUUUAGUUUCUAUGGGCCAUUAAGGAAUGUGUGGGUAGCCAGAAAUCCACCAGGCUUUGCCUUUGUUGAGUUUGAGAACCCCCAUGAUGCCAGAGAUGCUUGCCGUGGCCUCGAUGGAAGAAUUGUUUGCAAUAGAAGAAUCCGUGUUGAAAUGUCUAGUGGUAAAGCAAGAAGAGGGCGUGGUGGUGGUCGAGGUCCACCUCCCAGACGACAUGGCCGGUACAGAAGCAGAUCUAGAUCGCCUCGACGUGGAUAUCAUAAUCGUGGACGUUUUAGAAGCCGAAGCCGUAGUAGGUCUCGUGGAAGAAAAUCUCGAUCUCGUUCACGAUCUAGGUCUGGCUCUCGUAAAUCAGGAUCACGAUCACCAGUAAGAGACACAAAAAAGAGCCGUUCUCUAUCCCGUUCUCGAUCACGUUCAAGAUCUCGAUCUCGUUCGCGCUCCCGAAGUCCAGAUCAGAAUGGUAGUAGCAAUGUAAAGGAAUCCAGCAAAUCACCCAGCAUGCACCAGGAGCAUGCGGACGAUAAGGAGUAGUUGGUCAUAAAGAAUGCCUUUUAUCCUUACUAGAAUAUCUUUUGCUUAAUUGAUAAAAAAAAAUAUUAAAAUGCUUACAAAAACAAAGCAUGGUAUCCCCAAUUCUGAACUGCAACUGGAAUCUUAACCAGUUGUUUUAAAGAAAGAACAGGAAAUCACUUGCAAAUUUAUAAUACAAUUAUUACAUUUAAAAUGAAAAUAAAAUAAAACUUUUUAUCUAUUGAUGCUUUAAUGAAAGGACAAAACAUAAGUAAUUUUUGUACAGUUAUGCCUUUUGAAGCAUUUUGAUAUUAUUGCUAAAUACUAAGCAUUUUGAUAGGCUAUACAGUAAUUAUUUUGUGGUGUUUGGUGGAAGAUAAUGGUUUAAUGUUAUGUUAAUGUAAGGCAAGACUUUUUUAUAAGCUUGGGAGUUAGUCUUCUUUACGCAAUAUUUUAACUGCAUGUUCUGUUUUAUCUUAAAAUACAGUCCUGCAGAAUAAGGUAGUUCAGUCUAGAUCCAGUUUCACUAAUGAAAAUAGUAUCCCGGUUUGGGUUAGAAUGUAUGGACUGUUGAAGUGCUUUGAUUGAAGCUAGUUCAAUCUGGGAUUGUGGGACUGCAACUUUUAUUCAGCAUUGUUUUGCCUUGAUAAUUUUGUAAGGAUAAUUCUAAUAAUAAAUGCUUUUUAUGUAUGCCCUUGUGAAACUUAUAUUGCUGAUGAAUUCUUUUAAUUUUCAUAACAGCUUUAAAUUGAAAAGGGAAAAAGCUUUUUUUAUGAAAAAUAUAUUGCAUUUUGCCCCUCAAUUCUAGAUAACUCCUUUAGUAUUUUUAACCUUUAAAGCCUAUGGAUAUUGUACAGCACUAAGACAGUAUCAGUGUUCAAUUUGAGACAUGUUUAUUUGUGAAUGUGAUAAAUAUUUCAAUGUAUAUGUUAUAUGUUUACCACCACAAUGUAAAAAUGAAUCAGCUUGCAUUAUUUUUUAAUUUGUUCAGUGUUUAUUGAGGUACAGUAUUUGUCAUUGUAUUAUAAAUGAAAGUGCAGUGAUAUUCUGAAGAGUGCUACCCUAGCAUUUCUAACCUUCUCUCGGAGGAUUGGUACUGAGCCAACAAGGACCUUAGCCUCUUUGAUUAUUGAACAAGGUCUUUCUGUAAAAAACUGAGGAAUGUAAUGAUUGGAUUUUUAAAAAGAGAAUACUGUACUGUAUUUGUGUAGAAUGUUAAAGAUAACACAGUAGAAAUAAAUAAAAAUUCACAGAA